Molecule: messenger RNA, 2227 nt
Organism: Epinephelus moara (kelp grouper)
Lineage: Eukaryota; Metazoa; Chordata; Actinopteri; Perciformes; Serranidae
Gene: fam43b
Product: family with sequence similarity 43 member B
Exons: 1
Coding region: 144-1127 (327 amino acids)
Source: RefSeq, a predicted model, not a curated record
UCUUCUGUGCUUUGUGAAGCAGCUUCUCUCUGCUUUCCCUCUCUGCCUCGAAACACACCGGCUUUCCUUUAAUCUUUUGCCUGAGCUGUGAAGAGCAAACGCAGCGGCAGAAGGAGCCCACUCACUCCAACUCCUCCCGCACCAUGCUUCCUUGGAGAAGGAAUAAGUUUGUUCUGGUGGAGGAUGAGGCCAAGAGUAAACCCAAGAGCCUGGGGACCGGGCUGACCUACCACUCCAUCCUCUCCUCUCUUCUGCGCUCCUGUCCGGACUUACUGCCUGACUGCCCCUUCGACUGGGUGGGCAACAUCUUCCACACCAAACGUCAGAAGGUGGAACUGAACAAAGAGGAGCCAGUUUACAAUGUACGCUACCUGGGGAGUGUGGUCACCAUCACGGCAAAGGGAGACGGCUGCACCCAGGAGGCAGUGGCCAAGAUCUGGGCGAGGAGCAACUACGGGGACCAGAGUGUCAAGAUGAGGUUAACAGUGGGGCCGCAAGGGAUCCGCAUGAGUGCUGACAAAUCGGGGAAAAAGAAACCCAUCCAUCUUUACUCUCUGAACAGAAUCACCUACUGCGGCGCUGACCCGUGCCGGCCCAAGAUCCUGGCUUGGAUCUACAGGCACCAGGUCAAGAACAUGGCCGUGGUGCUCCGGUGUCACGCUGUGCUGGUGAGCAAGUCGGAGAAGGCUCAGGCGAUCGCCCACAGCCUCUACCAGAACGCCACCUCCGCCUUCAGCGAGUUCAAGCGGCUGAAGCGUCAGAGCGACUUCCGGCACUGCCAGCAGCAGCUGCUGGGCGAGGAAGCAGUGCCCCUGAUGCCACUGAGGAGGCUGCUGAACGGGCAGUGCCACUACAGACCGCCUGCCGACAACCCCGGGAGUGCCACCCGCCUCUGCUCCAUCACAGAGGAGGAGGAAGAGGAGGAGGAGGAGGACAAAGAUGAGAAGCAGGAGAUGGAGGAACCACAGGAGCAGCAGGAGAAACAGGUUUUAACAACAAACACAGACCCGACUCAGUUAUUAUCCGAGCUGGACAUUGGGGAUAUUGCCAGACUGGAGCAGUGCCAAAUCAACUUUGUCAGUGACAGCAACAACAACACGUUUACAUUUAUAACCUCUCUGGUGUGACAGUAACGCAGCUCAAAGAAUUCUGCAACACAUUCCUCUCUUCGCCCUCCACCGGUACCCCUCUCAGGCUCCCUCCUGCCCCGUCCAUGUAAUGUGAAGUGUUUACCAGAAACUUCUCCCACUACCGGGUGAUGGAGAAAAAGCGGAGGAUCAUACUGUGGGAGUAAUUUGUGUCGUGGCCAGAUGGCUCAGAUGCUGGUUUGACUGUAGCAGUUUGGGAAACUGCGUGUUUACAAAGAGGGCUGGUGAUGCACAGACUAACGAUAGCACAAUGACGAACGAGGACAAUGGUGUGAGAGAAACAGCUGAGAUCACUGGGUCAUGUACUGAUCACAGUGCCGAGCAGGAUGUGUUUAUUAGUCCUCUCUCUUCUUAUUUUUGUGAGUAUAAUCAAAGCCGUGUUUGCCAGCAGGGACGUUUUUCGGGGUCGACUUGUAAUAUUUUUUCAGGGAGGUUCUUUGUAAAUUUGUGUAAUCUUUUCUAGUACGACAAUCCUCACUGACGUUGUUCACAGACUGACCUUUCCGAGCGCUUACAAUCGCGAUGAAGAAGUUUAUUACGGUUUUACUAACGACCACGGCCGACUAAUGAAUAAGGCUGUAAUUUAGGAAGCAAGCCAUUGAGUUGACAUGUUAAUCGCUGUCAUUUGUUACAGUCCUUAUCAUUUAUGCAUGACAUGUCAGCAGUAACCUUUCCGUGCUGAGCUUUUGUCUUUUUUCAUGUGACACCUUUGAUCCUUUGGCUUUUCAAAUGAACACUGUGAUAAAUGUGUGGCCGGGGAUGAAAUACACGAUGCAGCAAUGUCUAAUUUAUGUAAUGCAUUUUGUUUCUCAUAUACCUAUUGCAGUGUCACCUGGUUUGCCAAAACAACAAAAACAGAUCUCAAUUUGCCAUCGCUGUGCUCUUUUUACCCAAGUUUUGCUAAUGCAGUUUUUCCACAUGAGCCCUUGCAAAAAUGCAGAUGGACCCUCACAAUUGAACACAAACUGUUUUGAAUAUGACUUUAGCUAAUUCCCUCUUGAUAAUAUCUGUACUACCGUCUAAAGAUGCAUUGUGAUUACUAUGAGAUGAAGCUAUUUAUUUUCCAAAUACGAUGAAUA